AUGGAACCACCUCCUACAAUUCCCCAGCUAUUUGGUAUCGUUCCCACAGGUAUGCCGCUUAUAAUCGCCCCUAGCAGCGUCGUCUCUCCCACAAGUUACAUCUACACCAUCCCGAUACUGCCAUUGCCAGCCAAGCCUUUCAGCCACUUGACCAUUUUUCUGCUCCCAGGUAUUACUCUUCCACCAUCAACAGCUGCUGCAGUGUACCUCGCACUUCCACAGACUCCUACCGUGUUUCGUUUCCUCGGAGCCAUUGGACUCAACAAAGAAUCUGCUGUUUUUCGUGUGUCAGGACUACACGAAACCCAAAAUCCGUCGACUUAUGGCGUCACAGCCAAUUCAACCGUGACGUCUAUUGCUGAAAUAGAGGUAGAUAUGGAUGCACCCGAGGAAGUCGCAGCAAAGAUAUUACCAGACACAUCCUCUGCUGGAAUACUCACCAUAGGAAUAAGCAUUGAAUCUACUGAAGCUGUAGCGGCUCAGAUGGCUACCCUUCAAGAUAGUAGCAUAUCAAAGCUUAAUCCUACUGUCCCAACUUCCGGAACAGCUAGUCAGGCAUUAGUAUUAGCGGAAAAACCAAAGCCAGAUACAUUACUGCUGGCGCAAAGGAUAAUUAAAGAUGCAUUCAACUACUUGACAAGUUUCAGUUCAAGUGACAUUAGAGGAGAACUUGUACCACUGAAGGCAUUUGAGGAAUGGUGGCGAAAAUUUGAGGCAAAAGUCAAGAGAGACCCGAGCUUUUUAGAAAAAGAUGAGCUUGCCUAG
Molecule: messenger RNA, 765 nt
Organism: Blumeria graminis f. sp. triticale
Lineage: Eukaryota; Fungi; Ascomycota; Leotiomycetes; Helotiales; Erysiphaceae
Source: the annotation of a GenBank genome assembly